AUAAACAAUGGUUUCUCCUCUUUCGUAUCUCAACCAUUGGAACCAAAAGUUGUCAAUCAAGAAAUUUUGUUAAAUAAGUCGUAACAACUCGUUGAUGACAGAAAGAAACAAAAACUGGUCUUUGUUUUUUUUUUGUAAUUCUCGUCCUCGUUGGAAUAAGAAAAGAUAUAUAAAAUGGCGGCGUUUACAGGAACGUUGGAUAAAUGCAAGGCAUGUGACAAAACCGUUUACGUGAUGGAUUUGUUGACGUUAGAGGGAAACACUUAUCACAAAUCAUGCUUCAGAUGCAGCCAUUGCAAUGGCACUCUCCAGAUGAGUACUUACUCGUCCAUGGAUGGAGUUCUCUACUGCAAGACUCACUUCGAGCAGCUUUUCAAAGAAUCUGGCAAUUUCAGCAAGAAUUUUCAGACAGGGAAGACAGAGAAGCCGAAUGAUCAUAUGACUCGAGCUCCGAGCAAGUUAUCUUCAUUCUUCAGUGGAACGCAAGACAAAUGUGCGACUUGUCACAAAACUGUUUAUCCACUUGAGAAAGUAAACAUGGAAGGAGAAUGUUACCACAAGACUUGCUUCAAGUGCGCACACAGUGGUUGUCCUUUGACUCACUCUUCCUACGCUUCUCUUAACGGGGUCCUCUACUGUAAAGUCCAUUUCAACCAGCUCUUUCUCGAGAAAGGAAGUUACAAUAACGUUCAUGAAGCUGCAGCUAAGCACCGUCGAUCCGCCUCUUCUGGUGCCCCUUCUCCGCCUUCUGAAGAUCAUAAACCUGAAGAUAACGCCUCGAUUCCAGAGGGAGAAGGAGGGGGAGGAGGAGGAGAGGAAGCAGCCCCUGAAGCUGCUGCAGGAGAAGAGCCUGAGCCUGUGGUUGAGUCUUAACUUAUCUUAUCACUUUCAAGUUUGAAGUUUAAUAUGCUUUUCUAAUUAAAUAUAUAUGUAUUUCUAUUUUUUUUGUAAAUUCUUGUAAAGCAAACCCUUAACAUCCUUUGAUCUUUAGCUAUGAGAACCAGUUCUUUUAUGAAACAAAAGAUUAUAAAAAAACAUUUAUUUUUUAUGAAAUCAAAAUUCAAAACA
Molecule: messenger RNA, 1068 nt
Organism: Raphanus sativus (radish)
Lineage: Eukaryota; Viridiplantae; Streptophyta; Magnoliopsida; Brassicales; Brassicaceae
Product: LIM domain-containing protein PLIM2a
Exons: 3
Coding region: 175-873 (232 amino acids)
Biological process (GO): actin filament bundle assembly
Cellular component (GO): plasma membrane; actin cytoskeleton
Molecular function (GO): actin filament binding
Source: RefSeq, a predicted model, not a curated record